ACCAGACUGCCUGCUUUCACCACUAGCCUUGAUAACCCAUUCCAGGCACUCUCUGUAUAAAUAACUUCACGUUUGCUUUUAUAUUCCCCUUCCCCCCCCCCCUUAACAUUGGGGCUCUCUGCUCUCCAAAGGAAUUCUCAUUUGAUUUUGAAAAGCAUAAACCUGCAGAAAGAUCACGAAAUGUUAACACUGUUAUUCAUAUCAAAGAAUUAACCCGCUGAAUAUUUAAUACAUCUUCUGUUUUAUUUCCAAAGUGUUUCAGGACCCGUUCCAAAACCACACCACCUUGCACAGAGAAUGUCACUGGCUCUGACUUAGCUCACAUGAAUUCAGAAUCAGUAUCAGGUUUAAUACCACUGACAUAUGUCAUGAAAUCUGUUGUUUUGUGGCAGUUAACAAGUGCAAGACAUAAAAAUUACCAUAAGGUACAAAAAGUAAAUAGAUAAGAGCAAAAGAAGAAUAACGAGGUAGUUAUAAAGUUACAGAGCACCUCAGCACCAAAAUAUCUAGUCCAUGCCAAACUAUUAUUCUGCUUAGACCUGCUGACUUGCAGCUGGACCACAGUCCUCCAUACCCCUCCUAUCCAUAUACAUAUCCAAAGCUUCUCUUAAAUGUUGAAAUCCAUCAUUUCUACUAGAAGCUCAUUUCACUCUCCUUCUGUGUGAAAAAGUUCCCUCAUGUUUCCCUUAAACAUUUCACCUUUCACCCUUAACCCAUGACCUCUAGUUCUAAUUUCACCCCACCUCAGUGAAAAAAGCCUGCUUGUAUCUACCCUUUCUAUACUACUCAUAAUUUUGUACACCUCUAUCAAAUCUCCCCUCAUUCUCCGAUGCUCCAGGGAAUAAAGUCCUAACCUAUGUUUAUGCUUUCAUGCACUAUUCAGAAAUCUGAUGGUGAGGAGGAGAAGAAGCUGUUCCAAAAAUCUUGGGUUUAGAUCUUCUGUUGUACCUCCUUCCUUCUGGUCAUAAUGAGCAGAAGGCAUGUCCUGGCAUGUGAUGGUCAAUAAUAGAUGCCACCUUCUUGAUGUACCACCUUUUGGAGAUGUCUUCGAUGCCAGGGCAAAUGGUAGUGGAGAAUUCCAAUUGAAAUUCCAUCCCUCACGUUUUGGAUCUGCCAAUUAUUACAACUAAACUGUCUUGGACACAUCAUGGUAACAGCCAUGUGACCAAUUAAUCUACUAACAUGAACACCUUUGGAAUGAGGGAGGAUCUGGAGGAAACCCACACAAUCAAUGUGGAGAAUGUAUGAACUCUUUACAGACAGUGACAGAAUUGGACUUGUGUUACUGGUGAUUUUUCACCAUAUGUUAAUGUGAAGAGUGAACAGUAAAUGGUUAAUCUUACUGCGAUCUGGUUUCAUUGACUGUGGUUUAUCCGGACGUUGAAUUCGGCGUUAUUAGUACACCCGAAGGAGAACGUUACAGUGAAAAAGCGGCAUUAUCAGGUGUUUCAAGUGCUGCAAUGUCAGCUCGAUCCAGGAUCAAGUCAAUGGUGCCCAGCGACAAGGGCAGUAGAACGACAUCAAGUAAGUCCACCCAGGCAAGAGCCAAGGCAGAAGCCGCCAAGGUGCGACUGUGUUACGCCAGACAAGAAGCAGUUUUGAAAAUGAAACAGGCCACCAGAGAAGCUGAAAUCCAGAAAGAAAGGGCUGCCAGAAAAGCCGAAAUCCAGAAAGAAAAGGCUGCCAGAGAAGCCGAAAUCCAGAAGGAAUGGGACACCCGAGAAGCCGAAACCCAGUUGGAAAUGGCAAAAAUAUCGACAGAGUUGCAAGUGCUGCAGCGAGAAAGAGAAGAAGAAGCUGCCAUGGCGGAAGCAAAGUACAUAGAAGAAGCUGAAGGGUCGCGUGAUCUGACCGCAGUAAGAUCUACUUUAGAAAGGACCAGACUGGAACGCACAAGCGACUACGUACAAUAUCAAAUAGACAGGCAGGCUCGUCUCCCCUCUCCAUACGUAUUCGAUAAUUUCCCCAGCUACGAGGAACCUCAGAGAGUCACGAUUGCAUCACAUCCAUACGAGGAAGGAAAUUUACCCUCACGGCUCCGUGAUGAAGUCAAGAAUGAAAGAACCGACAACGCUCCUUCACCCCCACAACAGGACGGCGGGGAGGGAGAGGUUCACUCCAGGGCAACAAUUGUCAGCUCGAACUGUACAGAAGUUUGCGGUCAAACUCAGUCAAGCCGUUCUUGUUCCGAGAUCUGCCUCACUGAGGUGUACCCUAAAGAAGCACAACAAGACAUUACCAAGCGUAAAGUAACCGACGAGACGCUAGGUCAGUCAGUUUUCGUUCAAACCGAGGACGGAAACAAACUUGCACAAUCAGCUCAAGAUACCAUUUCUUUAAAACCCAAAGACACCAAGGUCUUCAGAGAUGAAGCAAAUAAUGGGGUUGCCCCAUUGCCUUUCAGAGAACCACGCCAGCGCUCACCAGAUAACAAAGAGCAGGCAGUCAAACGGUUCACGUCCUUACGGAAAACCCAGAAAAGGAAACCUGAGAUGCAGCAACGCACCCGAUUGGCCCACGAGGUACUGUGCACCCUAAUGGCAGAGGUCACAGCCAUUAUAAACGCACAAUCAUUCCUACCUGUGUCUUCUGACCCAGAAAACCCCUUUAUACUUUCGCCAUCAACGCUCCUUACGCAGAAGGCAGGAGCACCUCCUCCACCAGGAGACUUCUCAGACAAGGAUUUGUACACAAAGCAAUGGAGACAAGUCCAGGCUCUGGCAAAUCAGUUCUGGCCUCGCUGGAGACAAAAAUAUCUACCUUUGUUGCAACAGAGACAAAAGUGGACAGAACCCCACAGGAAUCUUCAGGUUGGAGACUUAGUCCUGCUCAGGGACAAGCAAAUCGCUCGCAACAGCUGGCCAAUGGCCAGAAUCACUGCUACAUUCCCUAGCGGGGAUGGACAUGUCAGGAAGAUCGAAUUGAAGACUACCGACCAAGGCGAUGUGAAAAUUUACCAAAGGCCAGUUACAGAAGUUAUUCUACUUCUACCCAAUGACUGAUUAAGAGACUAAGUUUGUACUCUGCUCAUUGUGACCUUACGAAGGUCAAGCGGGGAGUGUGCUGUCUUUACGACAGUUAUUUAGUUUAUAAUAUUUUCGCUUAGUAAUUCAUUCAAUAGUAUUUUCUAGUUAGAAUUAGAAGUGUUUAAAGUAUAUUCAUUGCAUGUAAAAUAUAUCGGCAUGCGAUGACGUCACAUCCGGUUUCGCCGCGUCUUGUGGAAAAAUACCGGUUUGAAAUUAGCGCGAGGGUGGGGGCUCACCACGAGGCUCACCUGAGCAGAAGUUGUUUUGCAGGCAUGAGAAAUCACAGUGAGAGCAACACUGUAAGUUAAUAGAUAAUCGAUAUAUUGAACUAAGAUGUUAAUGCCGAUCCUGUUAGAAGUAACGACGGUAGAUAAUGUUUAUGCUUUCGUUAGUUAAAGAGUCGCGGAUAGUUUGCAUGGAAGUGUAUUUAAAGUAGUCAAUGGAGCAGGUAAACUCUCCCUGUAUACUGCACCUUAGUGUAAUGUAGUUAUAGUCACCUUUGCAAGUAUUUACACUUGAAAUGUGAUAUUAAGGAAGGAACAAAUACUGUAUCAAUCUUGUAUUGUUUUAUCAACAGUUUUCACCAUAUGUUAAUGUGAAGAGUGAACAGUAAAUGGUUAAUCUUACUGCGAUCUGGUUUCAUUGACUGUGGUUUAUCCGGACGUUGAAUUCGGCGUUAUUAGUACACCCGAAGGAGAACGUUACAACAACUAUACCAACUGGGUGUUCAACCAAUGUGUAACAAACUGGGCAAAUACAAAAAGAAAGAAAUAAUAAUAAAAAAUAAAUAAUCAAUACAUAUCGAGAACAGGAGAUGAAGAGUCCUU
This is a messenger RNA of Hypanus sabinus (Atlantic stingray), 3853 nucleotides long. RefSeq lists its product as uncharacterized. The transcript is spliced from 3 exons. Bases 1461 to 3002 code for a protein of 513 amino acids. The record is from RefSeq and is a predicted model, not a curated record. Lineage: Eukaryota; Metazoa; Chordata; Chondrichthyes; Myliobatiformes; Dasyatidae.